CUGUAAAGUCAUCAUACAAUGGUUUUAUAUACAGUCAGUUCUCAAUGUAAUACUAUGUAUCACAUUAAUUUUUUUGUAUAAAUAAAAACAUCUUAUGUAACUUAUGUAAGACAUGUGCAUACACAACGCACAGAUUAAUCGGUGGAUAGCGUAGUUAACGUGCCUAGAUACGUUUGUGUGAACCCGUGUGUGUGCGCAAGCGCGCGCGCGCGUCGUCCUACCAUUUUCUGAUUCAUGCAGAAAGACCGAAUGUGGUUACCAUUAUUUUGUUGCCUGUGAUAGUACUAAAGGCAAUAUUUGUAAUAUAAUUAUUUUUAUAGGCCUAAUGGUAAAUAUUGAAAUGUCAACUGUAAAUGUGACUCAAGCCAUUAUUCAAAUAAAUACAUUUUAUAAUGUUGAGAUAAGUGACGUACGGUCGAGUAAUCACGCAGCAGGUGAACUGUACAGCAGGCAGGCUCUAAGCUAAGUUGCUUAAGCCCUAAAUAUAGUCCGAUUUUAGACAGAGAGAACACAAUGUGACAUCUCCAGCAUUUAUUCUUAAUUUUUGACAAAGCUAGGUCGGUUUUAGAUGAUUAUGUAUCAAAUUAUUACAUCUUGUCAAGUGAACUAUGUCGCUGUCAUCGCGCUGCUGGCUAUAAGCUUUUUUCUGCUGCGAAAAUGGAUAGCUGGUGGCGUCUGCAAAAGUCGUGCCCGUCUGGAUGGAAAGACAGUUGUGGUCACUGGUGCCAAUACUGGAAUUGGCAAGGAAACUGCAAGAGAAAUGGCUCGCAGAGGUGCUCGAGUAGUGAUGGCCUGCCGUGACAUCACUCGUGCUGAGAAUGCUGCUGAUUCUAUUCGUCGAUCCACAGGAAAUGGCAAUGUAGUUGUCAGACACUUAAAUCUGGCCUCUCUUUACUCCAUUCGAGAAUUUGCCAAAGAGUUCAUUGCCACAGAGGAGCGCCUGGACGUACUCAUCAACAAUGCAGGUGUGAUGAUGUGUCCCAAAUGGAUCACAGAGGAUGGCUUUGAGACACAGCUGGCUGUCAAUCACUUGGGACAUUUUCUUCUAACCAACCUACUAUUAGGAAUGCUAAAGAAAUCCUCCCCAAGUCGUGUUGUGAAUGUAUCCAGUAUUGCACAUGUUGGAGGAAAGAUUGAAUUUGAUGAUCUGUUUUACGACAAGUGCCCUUACAGUCCUUUGAUCAGCUAUAAACAGAGUAAGCUGGCCAAUGUGCUUUUCUCCAGAGAACUUGCACGACAAAUGAAAGGUACUGGAGUCUCAUCGUACAGCUUGCAUCCAGGAGUGAUUCGAACAGGUCUGGGUCGCCAUGUUGAGUCGUGGUGUCCAAUGCUGAAGACGAUACUGUCUCUGCCCUGCAUGCUGCUGAUGAAAACACCCUGGCAGGGUGCACAGACCUCCAUCUACUGUGCAGUCACAGAGGGCUUGGAGAGUAAAUCUGGCUGCUACUUCAGUGACUGUGCUGAAAAAGACCCUGCUCCAGAAGGUAAAGAUGAUUCAGUGGCAAGAAGGUUGUGGGAGGAGAGUGCUCGGCUGGUUGGACUAACUAACAAAUGACCAGCACUGAAACAACAUCCUGCACAAGUAGGGCUGUACUUUUCAUGAUUGCAGGUGCUCCCCCUAGCGGUGAUAACUGUAAACUAAGUGAGGUGGCAUAACCGGAAGUGAGCGGGACACUGGUUCCCU
Misgurnus anguillicaudatus (oriental weatherfish) is the source of this 1684-nucleotide messenger RNA. It is a transcript of the gene crdhl, whose product is annotated as retinol dehydrogenase 12. The record is from RefSeq and is a predicted model, not a curated record. NCBI's taxonomy places the organism in Eukaryota, Metazoa, Chordata, Actinopteri, Cypriniformes, Cobitidae.